Molecule: messenger RNA, 4338 nt
Organism: Pygocentrus nattereri (red-bellied piranha)
Lineage: Eukaryota; Metazoa; Chordata; Actinopteri; Characiformes; Serrasalmidae
Gene: sack1c
Product: family with sequence similarity 83 member C
Exons: 4
Coding region: 270-2057 (595 amino acids)
Source: RefSeq, a predicted model, not a curated record
CUUGUCGGAAAGCGGGUGGAGAAGAGACCCGGGCUUGUUUUGGGUAUCAUGUGACAGAGGGAGGCGGAGCUCAGCGCAGGUUAACACGACGCCAGGUAGAGACGUAAAGAAGGUGGAAGCCUCGAGUUUCUUUUAGUUUCUCAGCAGCGAACAACAAAAGGUCCACCAGGAGCAGCUCCUACCCUCCUCCAUCCUCACUGCGAUGCCUCGGAGCAGCCUCCCUCACUGCCGCUGACCGAGAACUUGUUGCUUUCCCGAACGCAGACGCGAUGAUGAUGAACUCGGACGGCCUGCGGCCGGUGCCCAACUCCGGGCGCAAAGCGCUGGGCAAACUGGCCACCCGGCUGGAGGAGGUGAAGAACUCCUGGAGGCAGGUUUCUGCACUGGAGCUGAGCCACAACGAGGCGGCCAGACUGGCCACGGACGCCCUGCUGGAGGCCGGCGAGAAGGAGUACCGGCGAGUGCUGGCGGAGGAGAGGGAGCUGAACUUUCUGUCGUCGCUGGAGAUUCGCUACAUCACCGAGAGCGCGGCCAAGAGCGCCCGGCCUGAAAACGGGUGCAACGGAGCCGAGCGGGACUGCGGGGAGGGCGACGCCGUGUCCGAGCUCACCUCCGGGACGUACUUCCCCAUGAUGUCCGACGAAGAGCCGCCGCUGCUGGAGCUCGGCUGGCCGGAGGUGCCCAACCGCUUCGGCCCCUCAGAGACGCAGAUAUACUUCCAGAGAGACAAAACCCAAAACCUGAAAGAUCUGAUUCGAUCGCUGAUCAAUAAGGCGAAGAAGGUUAUCGCCCUGGUCAUGGACGUCUUCACAGAUGUGGACUUGUUCUGUGACUUAAUUGAGGCCUCCAACAAGCGCAGGGUUCCGGUGUACAUUCUCCUGGACGAGAAGAAUCUCAGCUACUUCGUUGACAUGUGCACAGCACUGGACAUCCAGAGCUCACACCUGAAUAAUAUGCGGAUACGAAGCGUGUGUGGAGAUACUUACUGCACCAAAAGUGGAAAGAAAUUUACAGGCCAAGUUCAGGAGAAAUUCAUGAUCAUCGACUGCGAGGAGGUCAUAGCCGGAUCAUAUAGUUUUACCUGGCUGUCCGCUCAGGUGCACAGCAACAUGAUUUUGCACUUUUCUGGCCGCAUCGCCGACAGCUUUGACCGGGAAUUCCGUUGCCUCUAUGCCGACUCCCAGAUCAUUGAUCGCUUCCAUAACCCUGAUGAGGAGGGCCUUCCCUAUUACUCUUACAGCAUGCAGAUGCCCACGAUGGACUUCUUCCCAGAGAGAGGGAGCAGAGAAAGGGACAGGGAAAGGGACAGGGAAAGGGUGUGCUCCGAGAACUCCAGCAGCCAGUCCAGCAACAGCGUGUCCAGCAUCAAAGCUGCUCCAGGCAUGACGUCUCAAGUCUACAAGGUGACCCAGGACAAGAAGGACACAAACCUGCUGAAGAGUCCAGAGAGGAGAGGGGUUGUAAGUCCGGGGCUUCAAGGAAACCAUGUUGGCAGGAGAUCGCCCAACGACACCCUGCAGAGUCCUCCGACGGAACGUCCAGCAUCAAGCGGCCUUUCGUCGGGGGUGGAAUGGGCCAAAGCAGGAACACCAGAGUUCCUCAGGGCAAACCUCGCUGGACCAACAUCUAAAUUCCAAGCUAUGGGUCUCUAUGACCAAAAGAACUUCUACCACAAAGCUCCUCCGAUUCCUCAGCCGCCCGUGGAAAACAAACCCCCCCCCAAAGUGCGCAGUCCCACAAAUCCCCUUUUCAAUAAAUUUGCAGACAUGUUCUCGUCAUCCGCCAAAGACAAGGACUCUUACAUCUUCCAGAGGUCUCCUCCCCACAGUACCGCCUACGGUGGUCCAGACCUCUCGCAGAACGAGCCAGAGAGCAUGCAGGGUCCUCCUCCACCGGGACCUUUGCCAAAGGACCGAACGGGUCAUGACACUUGGAUCAACCGCCGGGACGAGAAACGCAUGACCCUGGGCCACAGCAAACUGGACCUGGUUAAUCACUACAACAAGAUGAAGUCGAAGCAGGUGUACAGCCGCUUUGAACUGAAGAACAACAAUUGACCUCAAUAACGUGACGGACGUUAUGUUCGCUUUUCCUUUCAUACCUUUGGUGGUAUGGCAUCUUUUUGUUUCUGUGAAUGGACGGAAGUUGUGGUGGAAUGUUUUUUUUUGUUUGUUUUUUUUUGUGCCUUUUUGUUUUCUAACAGACAAUAAAGAAUAGAAAAGAGUAAGGCGACCUGCGAACUUUACACAUUGCAGAUAAGGUGGCUUGUUUUUCCCAAAUUUUCCAGUGUUUACUUCUCAUGACAUUAGUACUGUAUAUUUUAUUGCAGUACACAUAACUUUACUCUCUAACGUUUUCUGGUAACACUUUAUUUGAAGUGGUCCUUUGUAGGUGAUAAAUGACUCUUAAGAUCAUCAGUAACGCAUUAAGAACAUAUCAGUGAUGUAGCAGUGGUGAAACAUCUGGAUACAUUGAAAUAUCUUGAAGUUGUCUUGACACAUUAAGUAGAUGUUUUAUUGAUAUGAAGGAAUUAUAUUUUAUAUGAUACUUCCAUUACGCCAAACCUAACUUCACGCAACCUUUCCUAAAACUUAACCCUAAUCCUAACUGCAAUCUAAAAAUAUAAUCUGAAAUAUAAUCCUAACCCUCACCAUGGCACUAAUGCUAAUCCUAACCUUAACCUCAAACCAAAACCUAAACCUGACCCUCACCCUGGCCCUAAUACUAACACUGUGACACUAAUCCUAAUUCUAACCUUAACCUCAACACACAACCUAAUCCUAACCCUCGCCCUGUCCCUAAUCCUUAUCUUAACCCUCACCUCAAUCUGAAAUCUAAUCCUAACCCUCAUCUCAAACUAAAAUCUAAUCCUAACCUUAACCUCAAACCAAAACCUAAUCCUAACCCUCGCCCUGGCCCUAAUACUAACACUGUGACACUAAUCCUAAUUCUAACCUUAACCUCAACACACAACCUAAUCCUAACCCUCGCCCUGUCCCUAAUCCUUAUCUUAACCCUCACCUCAAUCUGAAAUCUAAUCCUAACCCUCAUCUCAAACUAAAAUCUAAUCCUAACCCUAACCUCAACCCAAAACCUAAUCCUAACCCUUGCCCUGUCCCUAAUCCUAACCCUCACCUCAAUCUAAAAUCUAAUCCCAACCCUAACCUUAACCUCAACCCAAAACCUAAUCCUAACCCUCACCCUGGCCCUAAUCCUAACCCUAGCCUAAACCCAGUCUUAAUCCAGUGAAGCUCCAGGUUGUCUUCAUGGCGUCAGUGUGUCUGUAUCAGCUGGUUGAGGAGGUUGAUGGUCUGCAUUAAACCUGUUAAUGUUCAGUUCCUCUCAGAUUAAACACCUACAGAUCUGAACUUGGACUCCAAAUAAAGUGAAAAACGGCUGAAUUCAGCAGAUUAUAAACAGUUUUUAUUCACACAGUUCAUUAAAAGCCUCUUGAUAAUCUACUGAAUGUAUUCACUGCUGCUACAUCACUGAUUGAGAGUUUAUUCCGUCUAAAAAGGACGCUCAGAAUAAAGUAUCACGCAUUUUCUUAAAGUUAAGGUGGUGUUUUUACACCUUACGCCAGCACCUUAUAUUUCCUGUGGCAAAUAGAUGGAAUUAACCUCCUGAGCGGAGUCGUUCUGUCGGCUGCUGAGUGUUAUAUGUAGCUUUAGGGGGCGUUCAGACGAUGCCCGAUGAACAUGAAGUGCCCAGCGUCUUUCUAAGUGGUGAGUUAACAGGUUUAAUCAAACGUUUAGGACCUUUUCACGUUUAGUUUUGUGUUGAUUUGAGUUUUGUUCAGUUCUGGUUGUUUGAAAGCAGCUUUUUCCAUUGGUGACUAGAAAGAAGGAGCCCAUGGUAUCAAUUGGUCAGCUGUGACGAUGUGUGCUGCUUUUUCUAGGUGCGCAGCAGAAAAGUUGUUUUUUCCUACUUAAAUGUGCAGUUUAAAAGCGUAAAGCACAGGCUAGAUUAGCACUUUCAUCCAUCGACCACAAAAGAAGCGUUUAAGUGCGUUUGAAAAGGCCUCGACUGAACGCCCCCCUAAUUGGGACCUUUUUAUAUAUAUAUAUUCCCAACUUUGCAUUUAUCUAGAGGUGCAUUUGUGUUUAUACUAGAAAUACUGUGAUCUUCGUAUCUCUUUAAGACUAUAUAGUCACCCAAAGAUACACGUGAUGAACUGCUACUGUAUGUGCAAAAAUCAUAGACCACCCUGCAUUAUUUACCACUCAGAGGGUCCACUAAGUGUCCAUGUAUUUAAAUGUAUGAAUUUAUUUAAAAGGUUCUAAACUGUCUCUGGGUCAGUUCCCCUCCUGUCUCUGGGGUGGGACCCUCAAGGCUCCA